This is a messenger RNA of Cydia fagiglandana, 8754 nucleotides long. RefSeq names its product mitogen-activated protein kinase kinase kinase 15 (gene Ask1). The transcript has 26 exons. Gene Ontology annotation, biological process: MAPK cascade; protein phosphorylation. The coding region runs from base 128 to 4363 and encodes 1411 amino acids. The record is from RefSeq and is a predicted model, not a curated record. Gene Ontology annotation, molecular function: ATP binding; protein kinase activity. NCBI's taxonomy places the organism in Eukaryota, Metazoa, Arthropoda, Insecta, Lepidoptera, Tortricidae.
CAUCACUAGUGUUAAAUAACAAGCCAAAGCCACUUGCUGGGAAUUUACGCUGAGAAUAUUUCGAGUUGAAAAUUAAGACUGAAAUGAAUGAUUAAAGCUGUCCAAAUGUUGAUGGAAACAUGAGAAAAUGAUAACAUUUGGCGCUGCAAGCAGUUCCACGGCUCAGGAGGACACUGGUGAAGUACGAAGUAUAUGCGAGAGUGUGUGCAGUGAUGGAUCUAACGCUACGGUGCAGGCUGGGGGCGCUAACGCGAGGCCCCGGAUGGAUAUCGCGUGUGUUUUGGAUAUUACACAAAGCACCAACCUAGGUCAUAGAAAGCGAGCUUUGGAAGAAGUCAGGUUGGCUGCUGAUCUCGUAAAUGGAAACCUACAUCAUAUCCACUUUGAAAAACUUGAUUUCGGAGAAACAAGUGUCCUGGAUACAUUCUACAAUGCUGAUGUGGCGCUGGUGGACCUCAGUAUGCAGGUGCAGCAGAGCUCCCUGCUCUACCACCUGGGGGUUCGGGAGAGCUUCGACAUGAAGGAGAAUGUGCUGCUGUAUAAUGAUGUAGAUCCCGACUCCACGUUGCGGCUUAAGGCAUCGUUGCCUAACUUCCUGUUUGUGUCAUACAAGCUGACCGACGCUGGCACCUGCGUGACGACCAAUCCCGCCGCCACCAAGUUCAAGGGGGAGGAGGCUGCCGAUCCCAAACAGCAUCUGACGCUGCGGCUUAGGAAUAUACUGCAGGAUGUCGAAGUACAGACCAAAGCUCACCUCCAAGAGAAAUUCCUCUCAGACCUGCGCAAAGCCCGCGAGCUAUACAGCGGCGCCGAGCUGGCAAACGUGCUUCACGCCAUGCGGCGGCGGCUGGACGACCCGGCCGUGCUCUCCGGUGACACCGUGCUCAACAUGCUCAUAUCCUACAGGGAGACGCAGGACUAUGACGCUAUAGUGCAGGUCGUGGACGAUCUCAAGACCGUCAUGAAUAGGAAGAACUAUAUUAACAUGCCGGUUAUACGGUUCUUGUAUGCGUUUGCUAUGAAUAGGAGGAAUAAGGAAGGUGACAGAGAAAACGCUCUAAAGGUGUGCGUGAAAGCUUUGGAGAAGAAAGAGAACCGUUUCCCCGACAUGCUGUGUUUGUGUGGCCGUAUUUAUAAGGACAAGUUUGUAGAAUCUCAACACACGGAUAUGGAGAGCUUGAAUAAUGCUAUACAUUGGUACAGACAAGGAUUUGAAGUUCAACCAAACGAAUAUGCAGGCAUAAAUCUUGCAACAUUGCUCGUCAUUGCUGGCAAUGACUUUAAGAAUUCACAGGAGUUACAACAUAUUGGUAUGAUGCUAAACCAUCUAAUAGGCAAGAAAGGCAGCCUCUCAUCGCUCAAAGACUACUGGGACGUGGCCACGUUCUUCGAGAUCUCAGUGCUAGCGCAGGACUACGUGAAGGCUAUACAAGCGGCCGAGUGCAUGUUCAAACUCAAGCCGCCUAACUGGUAUCUGAAGAGCACGAUAGGGAAUAUCGAACUUAUUGACAGGUUCAGGAAAAAGAGUGAAGAAUCUUCACCUGAACAGCAAGUAUUUUCAUUUUGGAUGGAGUAUUUUUUUGAAGCAACUAAUACCGGCAGCUGUGAUAAUACCAUCAGGUUUCCUGUUCUUAUUUUGGAGACCACAAAAGAGUUCAUGCCUUCUUACUUGAACGUGAACAUGGGAGCGGAGCAGAAGUCCGUAGAAAUACUCAACCUCUGUCUGAGCUCUAUACGUGGGCAGUGUAGGCAAGUCCACCGGUGGCUCUUCACUUCUGACAUGAUUAGAAGCUACAGUUUGUACAAACGCGACGAGCGCUGCCUCUUUCUGUACGUGAGCGAGAACUCUGACGACUUCCAAAUAUUCCUACCUUCAGAAGCCUGCAGACAACGGCUGCACGAUCUGUUGGGGGACCUGACGGCUGAUCACGAGAAGGUCACGGAUUUGGACACCACUGUGAUGCAAGAUCAGUUGAAAUUUGAAUACGAACUAGACGACUGCAACAAGCGCGUAGUGCUCGGCAAAGGCACGUACGGAGUAGUGUACGCGGCGCGCGACCUCAACACGCAAGUGCGCAUCGCCAUCAAGGAGAUCCCCGAGAAGAACCUCGGCGACGUGCAGCCGCUGCACGAGGAGAUCCUGCUGCACUCGCAGCUGCGCCACCGGAACAUAGUGCAGUACCUAGGAUCGAUAUCAGAAGACAACUAUUUUAAGAUAUUUAUGGAGCAAGUCCCAGGAGGCUCAUUAUCCGCCCUACUCCGUUCCAAAUGGGGACCUCUAAAGGAAAACGAAGCCACAAUCGCCUACUACACUAAGCAGAUUUUAGAAGGUCUAAAAUACCUCCACGAUCAAAAAAUAGUUCACCGCGACAUAAAAGGCGACAAUGUCCUCGUAAACACGUACAGCGGGGUCGUAAAGAUAUCGGACUUCGGGACGUCCAAGCGUCUGGCUGGCCUGUGCCCGUCCACCGAGACCUUCGCGGGCACCCUGCAGUACAUGGCGCCAGAGGUCAUAGACAAGGGGCAGAGGGGGUAUGGAGCGCCGGCGGACAUCUGGUCCCUUGGAUGUACGGUUGUAGAGAUGGCUACAGGAAAUCCACCUUUCAUUGAACUGGGAUCACCACAAGCAGCGGUUUUUAAGGUGGGAUAUUACAAAGUGCACCCAGAAAUCCCCAGCGAGUUGUCUCCUAGAGCCAAGAGCUUCAUAAAGCGGUGUUUCAUACCGGACCCCGACGAUCGCGCCACGGCAGCUGAACUACUGGAAGAUCCAUUCUUAUGCGAGAAAAAGAAAACAUCUAGUCGCCUAGGCAGUAAUGUAGACUAUAGCAGAAGCGUCUCCGUUCCUGCCGACAAAAUCCGGCCACCACAGAAAAAGAUAUCCGAACCCUGUCUGCCCGGCAACCUGCCCAGUUCACCAGAGAUCGAGGUGAAAACGAUCCGGUCUAACCCGACCAUCACUAGGACGGCAUCGUCGAUGCUCUCACCGAUACUGAUAUACCCGCCGGACUUGUCCAAUAGCAGUACGAUGCCGAAUACACCGUCCACGGAUGAGAUGGACACGAGCGACAGUCUGCUCAACCGGCGGAGUUCUUCAGGCGGCUUGCUCUCACCCGAGGUGGACAUGACCACCGUUCAGCGCUCCUCCAUAGACGUGGAACACGACGGUUUCUAUCUACUGAAGAAGGAUUCGCAGCGCCGUCUCACACUGUCGCGGGUGCUAGAGCAGGACAGUGAACAAAUCUGCUCCAAAUGGAUGCACAGUAUUCAGCAAGAUUUUGGCAACACAGUGCUUACAAUGAAUCAUUUGGAAACCCUUCGCUGCGCGUUAAAAAACUACAUAAUGGACCAGAACAGAAGCGUCAUCGAGCAAGCCAUAACGAGCCUCAAAGAAGAUUUGGAUUUUGACUCGAACGCCAUUAACGAGCUGAAUGCAGCUACGUACAUGUUCCAAGAGGCAGUGAACGGGGUGUUGAGGAGUCAUAGCAUCAAGCCUCAUUGGAUGUUCGCGCUCGACAACCUAGUGAGGAAUGCUGUGCAGGCUGCUAUUACUGUGUUGACGCCUGAGUUGGGAGCGAACCUCGCCGGGCAGGACCACCGGCGCGGCGGCGGGCGCUCGCCCAGCGGCGCGGCCGACGCCGCCACGCCCUCCGCCAUGUCCACCGCCACCUCCACGAGGGACCACAGCAUGCUGCAGCUGCGACAAGAGAACCAAAAAUUGCACCAAGAACUACUGGAGAGUUACCAACAAUACCAAUCUUUACUCAGGGAAAUGUUGGAAGAGCAAAAACUACAAACACAAAUACUUCGAGACUUCGUCAAUAGCAGGAACAGAAAUAGCAGUCGUGAAGAAAAUUUAGACGAAACCAAAUGCCCUACACCGUUACCUUCAAACAGCCCUGACUUAUCUCAACCAAUGUCUGUCAUUUCGGAAAGUGACGUCACGCCGUCGCCGCUUCGCGAUUGGCUGACGGAUCGAGGGGUGCCCGUGAGCGCUGCGCAGGUUUUGAUUGAUCAGGAGUUUACGUUGGAAGACUUGUUGCAACAUGUUCAGAGAGAGGAUUUGGCGAGGUUGAAUCUCAAAGGUGGCGUGGAGCUGCGACUAUGGCGAGCUAUAGUAGAUCACCGCCAGCACAGGAACGGCUCGGAGAGGCUGCGGCGAACUAGCAGCACCGAGACCGACAUUGACAACAACUCCAUCGUCGUAGUUGAAUGUCAGAGAUGUAAGUCAACGCGGCGCACCAUGUCCAACAUGUCCAGCAACUCGAACUGCUCGAACAACCCGACGGUGGUGAUCCGGCAGCAGGCCAACGGCGACGAGACGGUCGCCGAGUACUACCCCGACAGCGGCGUCGUCAACCUUUGACAAUUACGAGGGUGGUGCACUCUGCAGUAGCGGGCUUCCAUGAAAUUGUCUACAGUUUGUCCCGUACAAACGCGAAUUUUUUGAACAUUUGCAGUUUCCUUUUCUAUGAGAAAUGGUCAAAAAUAUGCACAGAGAAAUAAUCGCCCGCUUUAAAUGCCGAAAAAAAAGUCGCAUCGCAGGAAAUAAAAUGCGUUUGUACGGGACAACCCGUGGAAUGCUCCAGUAGCGGGCUUCCAUGCAGCGUCGAUAAUCAGUUGCUUCGGUGUUUACAUGUGCUAGUUGCCGAAUGUUUCCAAGAAGUUGGAUUUUUAUAACUCAUUGAGUGCUGGAAACGCUCAGUUCGUAGUCGCAUUCUUCUACAAAGCGAAUAGCUACAAGUGUAGCGCUACGACGUUGGCAGUGAAUGCGUUAAGGAUAUAUAUAAAAGUCCAUUUUGUAAUAACGGAAACAUUUCUUAAGGAAAAACAUGAGAAGUUUCCGAAAAUAUUUAAUGUGGAAUUUCGUAAUUUCGGAAACUUUCUGAUGGCAGAUCAGCCUUAGAGCAUUUAAUAACUGGAGUCGCCUUUAAGAGCUUAAUCCUCUGCCGAAAACCUUGCACAAUUGUGCAAACUCUUCUAUGGAUUGACAUGGCUAUUUGUACGUUUUACGUAGAAAUCAUGUAGAAAUAGCAAUACAUUUGACGUCCCCUCCGCAAAAAACGGCAGACUGUUUUGUGUACAAAAUGACAGCGAUGACGUCUCCAGUUACUAAAUGCAGUAAGCAGAUCAGCACAUGUAAAUAGUUUGUGCACGUUCAGUGUGCCAUACCACAUGCUACUGAACUUGCGUAUUUUCAAAGUAUGUAUGUAUACAUUACAUUUCACGCGUGCAAGCAACUUGAUGGUAAUUUUGUAGCAGAUUAUUUUUUACACUGACUUCUAAAUUAUAUUACUUGAGAGAGGUACAUCAUGGGUUUGUGGUACACCCAGCUGUAGCUUGGUGCACAUGAGAAUCAUAUCAGUGUCGAUUUGAGUGUAGUAUUACUACUUUUUUUUUAGUAUAAUUUAGAAAGUCAGCGAUGCAAUCCGAAUAGCUUGUAAAUUCAAAUACUACUGAGUACUGACAAAUAACUUUAUCUAGUUUAAGCCUACUAAUUAUUUCAUUUGCCAUGGACGCAUCAUUUGCCGUUCAUAUCUUGUACCUUGUAAUAGUACCGACAUGUUUGAGUACUAUGACUUAAUUCACACGGGAAUAAAAAAAAUAAGUGCCGAAUUAGUACCGUACAGUCGAGUUCAUAAAUAUGUAUGCAUUUUUUCACCGUAUUGCAAUGGAUUAAGGUGAAGAAAUGUAUACAUGUUAAUGUAUUCGACUGGGAUACGAGGGCGAUGAUUCGUCCUUUGGCUGACAGUCAUUUUGUGCGAGUUGCGUUGUAUUGUUGCGUCUUUUAAUCUGCUUGUUCAUCAGUUUGAAAAUAAUAAGCAUGCUUUAAUGAAGCCUUGAGUGUAUCACCCGCAAAUUAAUGCUAUGUAAAUAUAUUUUUAUGUAACUAGAUAUCGCCGAGAUAGGUAUAAUAUUAUAAUAGAUCUAUUGUAAAUAAUAUAUAUUUACACCUUUAUUUAAUUUAAGGAAUAUUUAAAUAUAUAAAAAUAAUAAUGUGAAACUAUCAUUUGUAUGAGGCCAUCGGCCGCAUAAAAAGUUCAAAAUAUUAUAAGAUUAUUAUAAGUUAAGUUUUUUGAAUAUAUAUUUUCAAUGUUAUAAUCAGAUCUGAAUCUGAAAACAAUUUUAUCAGGUAAAAACUGGGAUUCAAAUAAUUAUAUGUUCAUACACUGUUGCGGAAACUGUUGUUAAUACAUAGCGUCUAAAUCGGCUGCUAAGGACAGCAUUGUGACAUUUUCUCUACAUAAAAUAGCUAUAUUGGCUAUGGCUAUUUACAGAUGGAGUUUUCUCUAGAAAAAAGUAAAAUGACAAGUCUAUAAAACCAUAACGAUACCCAGUGCAUGAUAUCCUGUAUAGAAGAUUGAAGGCAAAACCCUACCGUAGCACACAUCGCGUCCUGCAGGCGUACUAUGGAUGGCUUUAUCCACGUGAUAAAAUAACUGUCACUUUUUAACACCGUGGGACGGAAAGUGACUGACACCGUUUUAUCACGCUGUCACGUAGACAAGAACGACCAUCAUAUCCGUACUGAUCGUGAAGCGAACCGAAUUUUAAAAAUUUGCGUGAAAUAAGUUUUGCGUUACUGUGGGCUUUUGCCUUUGAUUCCUAUUCUCUAAAUUGAUACUACGUGAUAUUUUCUAUCAAACACAAAUCAACGGUGCUCAUUAGUGAUUUAUUAAAUAUAAGUAACAGAGUGCCUUGUAAAUUAAAUGCUUGUUAUUGCUACAAAACAAUUAAAUUAACGUAGGUGUCUAGUUGCUAAACGUAUACGUUAAAAAGUUCGAAAUUAGUAAUCAUUGUUAAACAGUGUAAUAAUAAUAGGUGAUGUUAAUUAUUACUAGCUGGUGUUGGUUUACAAAAUGAAGAAAUAUUCAAAUUAACUACGUACCUACUUAUUACAUAAACUAUAUUAACAAAUACAAAACAACAACUACAUGUCAAGGUUCUGUUAGGCCCUGGGCACUGCAAUGUUUUUGGCUACAAUUUGCAAAGUGACGUCUGUAAUGUUUGAUCACGAGACGGCUCGAUUCGGAAAAUGAAUUAGAUUUCUACUAGACUUCAACAAGUUACGAUAUGGAUAAUUUAAAGAUAUUUGUAAGAUAGAUAUGUCAAAUUUGACGUCUCCGCGUUUCUGAACGUCCUCUUUAACGAUUUAGACAAGUUAUGACUUAUAUAUCCAAGUCACAUCUAGUCGAUAUCUAAUGUAGAUCUAGAUGAUCUCUAUAUCGUCUCUAGAUCUUGUGGUUAUCUCGAAAUCCGAAGAGGCCUGAGAGGCAAUAUAAACCUGCCUGAAAAAUCAAUACUUUUAUUAUCAUAGCUUUUCCUAAAGAUUUGCCAGGUAUGCAGAUUUCAGAAUUAUGAUGAGUAAUACGUAAUUUUAUUUAAUUGUGCCAUAAGUAUGUUAAUGACGAUUAUACCUAGAUAGAUUUUUAAGCAAUAAUAGAAAGUCAUAUAACAACUCGUAAAACGAGAGCUAUACAGCAUUCUUACAGAGUUUUGUUAAGGCAACUAAAGUGCAUCAAAAAAUUAAUUAUACGCACGAAUGGGACGGCGGAUAUGUUUUUUGAAAAUUAUCAUAAAAUGAUACCAGUAAUACCAGUAUUAUAAAUAUUGUUAUCUAUGUUAGUAGUUGUCACUGGCAUUUAACUAAUGUCUUUUUGUUGUUUUUAGAAGUUCAAAAGCAGUAACGUUAACGAAAAACUUGUCAUAACUAUAUUAGGGAAAAAAUAUCUCCUAAGGCUCCCAAAAUUUAUGCGCACCUUCUUGGAUUACGCAAACUUAAGUAAGUAACUAAACCAAAUUAAGGUAUUAAAACUAUUUCCAGCUUGCUGGGAAUUCUUCGAAAAAAUCUAAUUUGAUUGGCCUACCUAUAACUUACAAAUAAUAUAUGUCAAAGAUUGUAUCUUUUUCAUUUUCAUUAUUCAUAUACAAAGCAGCAAUCCAACUUUAGAAAUAGAGCUCAUUAUGACUUAUGGUUAUGUUAUGGCAUAUUAUGGUUAUGUUAUGGCAUAUUAUAUGUAAUAAUCGAGAUGUACUGAGAGAUGCGAGUGGUGUACAAUGAGAACAAUUUAUAAAGUUAGAAUGGCGAAACUUUUUUUUUAUUUAUGUUUGAGGAACUUCUAAGUAUAGUUCUAAUAUAUUGUACAUUAGGGCCCAUUGAGACGAUGCGAGACCUCGCAUGCGAGUUUCAUUACAUUCCGGGUUUUGAUCGGUCGGUUGAAUUGGACGUAACCACCAGUCCGCGAUGUAACUAAAAUCGCAUGCGAGUUCGCGCGCCGUCUUAAUCAGCCUUAAAACUGUAUGCAAGUUUCUUUUUUUUUAUUAAAAACCCGCUUACCAUGCAUAUUGUUGGUGAGUAAUUAAUGGAUGCCUUAUGUAUAUAUGUAUACAAUAUGGUGAAUGAAGCCCAUUUGUGCCGAUUCAAGAAAAAAUGUGAAUAAUUUAUCUAUCUUUGAGCUAUAUUGUUAAUACGUUAGUAAAUUUGAUGUAAAACACACCUAUGAUUAGCAUAGGAAAAAAGUAAAAAAAAUACUCAACUUGGGUAAGACUUAAUAUUUGUGAAUGUUAGAAAAACUCUAAUCAUCUAAAUAUCUACUUAGUUUAUUCAGGUUUUCCCCAGUGUUUUAAAUGAUGACAUCUAUUCAUUCAUGCCCAUGUGUUUGGCUUCAAGCCACGUUAUUAGUUUAUCCAAUUAUUGUGAACAAUUCAACCGCUAAGAUAUUUUUGCGUAGCUAAUAAAUAUUAAUUGAUUUACUA